This is a messenger RNA of Tetrahymena thermophila SB210, 1929 nucleotides long. RefSeq names its product DEAD-box ATP-dependent RNA helicase. The record is from RefSeq and is a predicted model, not a curated record. The transcript has 7 exons. Gene Ontology annotation, biological process: maturation of LSU-rRNA from tricistronic rRNA transcript (SSU-rRNA, 5.8S rRNA, LSU-rRNA). NCBI's taxonomy places the organism in Eukaryota, Ciliophora, Oligohymenophorea, Hymenostomatida, Tetrahymenidae. Gene Ontology annotation, cellular component: nucleolus. Gene Ontology annotation, molecular function: ATP binding; RNA helicase activity; nucleic acid binding.
AUGGGAGGAAAGGAAUUCAAAAAAAUGAAGAAAGAGCUUAAGAAAGAGAAGCUCAAAUAAAAGAGCAAGCAUUAAGAAGAUGCUGUUGAUGAGGAAGUUGAAGAUGAAAUUGAAAACGAAUAAGAUGAAGAUGAAUAAAUAUAGAAUAAAAAAGUAGAAAAGUAGGGUAAAAAGAUAAAGAAAGAUAAAAAGAAUAAAAAGGAUUUGAAAAAGGCUAAGAAGCAAGCUUAGGCUGAAGAUGACGAUGAAGAAGAAUAAGAACAAGAAGAAGAAGAUGAAGAUCAAAUUGAAGAAGAAGUUCAAGAUGAUUAAUAACCAAAUAUUGUAUUUGAUGAUGAAAAAGAUAAUGUAAAAAUUACUUCUUCCAACAUGAAUAAAUAUUUGUCUGAUGAAUCUAAAGCCACUGAAUAAUAAGAUGCUCCUACUUCUAGAGCUGGAUUCUUCUCAAAUGAUUUGUUUGACGAUUUAGAAGUUUGCAAGCCUACUAAGGAUGCUUUAAAGCAAAUGAAAUUCACAAACAUGACUCACAUUUAAUCAAGAACUAUUCCUCAUUUACUUAAGGGCAGAGAUGUUUUAGGAGCUGCUAAGACUGGUAGUGGUAAAACUUUAGCUUUCUUAAUUCCUGCAAUUGAAAUGCUUUACAAAACCAACUUUGUUCAAUCUAUGGGAACUGGUAUUAUAGUUAUUACUCCUACUAGAGAAUUGGCUACUUAAAUUUAUGAUGUCGCUAAAUAACUUAUGUUCUUCCACAGCAAAACCCUCGGUUUGCUUAUUGGUGGUGCAAACAGAAAGGCCGAAGCUAUUAAAUUGAAAACUGGUGUAAAUAUGAUCAUUGCUACUCCUGGUAGAUUACUUGAUCACUUAUAAAAUACUGCAGGAUUUGCUUAUCACAACUUAUUGGGAUUAAUUAUUGAUGAAGCUGAUGCUAUUUUAAGAAUUGGUUUCUAAGAAGAAUUAACAGAAAUUUUGAAGCUUCUUCCUAUUGACAGAUAGACUGUUUUAUUCUCUGCUACCUAAAACAAAAAGAUUGAUGAUUUAGCUAGACUAUCUCUCAAAUAGCCUAUAUAUAUUGGUGUUGAUGAUGUUGCUGAAACUUCCACAGUUGAAGGAUUAGAACAAGGUUACGUUAUCAUAGAUGCAGACAAGAAAUUUAGAUUACUAUUUACUUUCUUAUAAAAGCAAAAGAAGAAGAAAGUUAUGGUUUUCUUCAGUUCUUGCAAUUCAGUUAAGUUCCACUCUGAUCUUUUAAAUUAUGUUGAUAUUCCCGUCUUGGACAUUCAUGGAAAAUAAAAGUAACAAAAGAGAUUAAAUACAUUCUACGAAUUCUCAAAUGCUACUUCUGGUGUAUUAUUGUGCACUGAUGUUGCAGCUAGAGGUUUGGAUAUUCCUAACGUUGAUUGGAUUGUUUAAUACGAUCCUCCUGAUGAUACUAAGGAAUAUAUUCACAGAGUAGGUCGUACUUGUAGAGGUGCUAACACAACUGGUAAGGCUUUGCUUUUCUUGCUUCCUGAAGAAAAGGAUUACUUAAAGUACUUAAAGGCUGCUAAAGUAAAUUUGAAUGAAUACGAAUUCCCUGAAAACAAACUUGCCAAUAUCCAAGAUUAAUUUGAUAAGUUGGUUGAAAGAAAUUAUUUCUUGAAUAGAUGUGCAUUUGAAGCAUUUAGAUCUUACUUACAUUCUUACUCUGCUCACAGUUUAAAGGACAUAUUCGAUGUUGCUAAUCUUGACUUAUAAAAGAUUGGACGCUCCUUUGGUUUUAAGAUCCCUCCUAGAGUUAAUUUAAAUGUUAAAGUAAGCAGCAAGACCUAAAGAAAAAAUAAAGUUAAAUAAAUAAGUGACUCUAAGACAGGCAAGAAAAGUGGUUUUUAAAUGAGAGAUAAAAAGUUAUUACAAAAGAAAUAAGGUGAUGGCAGACAAUUUAGCCGUUGA